Myxocyprinus asiaticus (Chinese sucker) is the source of this 5227-nucleotide messenger RNA. RefSeq names its product solute carrier organic anion transporter family member 2B1-like. Bases 180 to 2183 code for a protein of 667 amino acids. Gene Ontology annotation, cellular component: membrane. NCBI's taxonomy places the organism in Eukaryota, Metazoa, Chordata, Actinopteri, Cypriniformes, Catostomidae. The transcript is spliced from 15 exons. Gene Ontology annotation, biological process: sodium-independent organic anion transport; transmembrane transport; bile acid and bile salt transport. Gene Ontology annotation, molecular function: bile acid transmembrane transporter activity; protein binding. The record is from RefSeq and is a predicted model, not a curated record.
CACAGUUUCACUUUGAAAAUCCCUGUGGACUGUUGUAGAUUGUGCAAUCCUAAAAGCCCGCCCAGUUCAGUUUAAGUUGUUAAGUUAUACUUGACUUCCUAAAAGUGAAAGUGGGUUAGACUUUUUCCAACUCUUCAACCUCAACAAGCAAACGUGUAGCCAUCUAGUCAGAAUAAGAAAUGACAGCAACUGAACUCCAAGGAAACACACAGACAGGAAGACCUCGAAGAGCAAUGGGUCUCUUUAACAAUAUCAAGUUUUUUGUAUUGUGUCAUGGAAUGCUACAGCUCGCACAGCUACUGGUGUCUGGAUAUCUAAAGGGCUCCAUAACCACUAUUGAAAGAAGAUAUGGAUUUUCAAGUCAAAAAUCAGGACUGCUGGCAGCAUUCAAUGAGGUGGGGAAUACACUUCUUAUCGUGUUUGUGAGUUUCUUUGGCAGCAGGGUUCAUCGGCCGAGAUGUAUUGGAAUUGGAGCACUGAUCGCAAGUGUGGGAGUGUUCCUAAUAGCAUUGCCGCACUUCAUUAGGACAAAGUAUGAAUAUACAGACUCCAAUGACAAUACCAAAGAGAAUAGGUCUGGCCUUUGCCAAUCAGAGAGCAUUUUCCAAAGGAAAAUGGAAGUGUCUAAUCAGAUAUGUGAUCAAGAAAAGACUAAUGCUCACCUAGGGGUGUAUCCAAUACUUCUAUUGGGCCAGUUACUUUUUGGGAUUGGCGGAGUCCCCAUACAACCUUUUGGGAUUUCCUACAUCGAUGAUUAUGCUAAAAAGAGGAAUUCACCCUUCUACUUAGGCAUACUUUUUGCAGUGACAGUAAUAGGGCCAGCAUUUGGCUACAUGAUGGCAUCUCUUCUGCUUAGUUUCUAUGUUGACAUUGACAAGAUGUCUUUUGAUAAAAUACCUUUGAAAAAUGAUGACCCCAGAUGGGUUGGAGCUUGGUGGUUGGGAUUCAUUGUGGCUGGCACCCUCCUCUUCCUGACAUCUUUGCCAUACCUGUUUUUCCCUAGAAAGAUGUUCAAAGAGGAAAUUGCAGAGGUCCCAGUGGAACAAUCAUCUGAGAAAAUGUUGGAGAAGACACCAAGAACUGAUGCAGUAACUGAAGUGUCUCUCAAUCAGUUCCUAAAAAGCUUCCCCAAAAUUGUAAUGAGAACUCUGCGGAACCCAAUUUACUUGUUGGUUGUGUUGGCUCAGGUGAAUCUUGCUGCCAUGGUGGCUGGACUGGCCACUUUUAUGGCCAAAUUCAUAGAGAGGCAGUUCACACAGACUGCCGCCUUCUCCACCAUGAUGAUAGGUGGUUUAAAUAUUCCCUCAGCCAUGCUGGGCAUUAUGGCUGGAGGGGUAAUAAUGCGCAGGUUGAGUUUGUCUGUAAGAUCCUCAGCUGCGAUGUGUACUUUAGCGGUUCUCAUUAGCAUAUUCUUCGCAAUUCCACUUCUUUUCCUUGGCUGCCCAACACAAAGCAUCUCUGGCAUCAACCAUGCUGGAAAUGGAACUCAGCAAUGCAUCAAUUCAUGUCACUGCUCCAAUGAGGCCUUCAACCCUGUAUGUGGCUCAGAUGGAGUGGAGUUUCAAUCUCCCUGUCAUGCAGGAUGUAUGACAGAAAUAUACAGUACAGGCAAAGUCUUGAACUACACAGAUUGUGACUGUGUGUCAUCAAGUGGCUCUCCGGGCUUUGCAUUACCAGGAAAAUGCAGAAGUGGCUGUGCCAAUCAUCUCAUCCCCUUCAUGAUCCUCUCCUCCAUCACAUGCUUUGUGGCUUCACUCUCUCAUACUACAUCUUUCAUGAUGAUCCUCAGGACUGUGACACCAGAAGACAAGUCUUUUGCCUUGGGAAUCCAGUUCAUGCUGUUUAGAGUGCUUGCAUUCCUCCCAGCACCGGUGUUGUAUGGCAGUGCCAUUGAUUCCACCUGCAUUGAAUGGGGAAAGAAAUGUGGCAAGGACACAUCAUGUAGCUACUACAAUUUAGACCUUUUCAGACACAGAUUCCUGGGACUCCAGAUUUUCUUUAUAUUUGGUGGCUUUGUCUGUUUCCUGCUGUCUUUUCUGGUGCUUCGACAGAAAAAUUCAACCAAGCAACUGAAUGAGCAGAUGAAGAGUCAGACCAAAAGUGAAAGCAUCCCAGAAAUGAAAGAUGCCAAACAGUCAUUCGGCAAUUCAGAUGGACACUGCAGUAUACAAAAAUGUCCCUAGAGAGUAAAGACAGAAUUAGAUAGAAGGAUGGGAAUGUCCAUUUGUAGGGAUGAAAUGAGUAAGGCAUAAGAAACCUUGUGAUCGGUUUCUCUGCUUUUCUUAAUAACAGCCUGACUAUGUGCAGCUGCUUACGCUUAAACAGGGCAAGUUUAAGACACUAUAUGAAACCAAACUGUGAGUUUGCUAAUUUCUAUUAACAGCGUCAUCCUUAAGAAAUAAUAAUGCUGGGAAUCAUAGUUCUUCUUCCAAAAGCACGAGUGACCACUAUAGAAAACUUAUUAUUGUGUUUGUAUAACACAUCUUCUCCAGUAAGCCUUUUCCUUUACUUUACUUGUGAGUUUAUAUGGUUUGUGAAUCACAAUGAGUGUGCUGGGAGUUAAUGUGAUACUCAGUUGAGUUUAAACCAAGUAAGGACAAGGAUAUGGAUAUAGUAUAUGGACAGUCUAUAUGUAUAUGGAUAUAGACUGAAUAUCUGUCAUUUUGGUGACCUUUUCUUUUCCCAAUUAGUAUUAAUGUGAUGUUUUAUAACUGUGAUGACAAAGCUGUUCAGUUAUGAUUCUUUAUGCUGAGGUGAAUGCACACAUAUAGAGGCAUUCUUUUUGGUUUCAGUUUAUUUGAAAUAUUUUAGAUCUGUAUCCUUUGUGAGAAAGAUGUAUUCAUUUUUGUGCACCUGCCACUUUUUUAUAUUUCAAUUGUAAUUUUGUAUCAGAGCAUGUGAGCGAAGCGGAGCUGUGUGACACUCCACUCAAUUACCCACUCCAUGCGCAUGCGCUCUACUCAAGUACCGCUCACGCUCACUGGUAAAAAAAAGUUCCUUAAAUCCCACUCCGACAUGAAAUUUCCCGAGCAACUGCCCCUUUACCCACAUGGGCUGAAGUGCCCCUGUGGGUGAAAUAUAGGCUAGGCUAUAGGCUGACAUUUAUUAAAUUAUCAAAUGCUUAGUAACAUACACAUCUGAAAUCAUGGGAUUGAAUUGUUGUGUUUUAGUAUAUAAAAUCUCGCUGUUUAUUUUGUAAUGGUUUACAACGGCUGUUAGAUAAUUGGGUCUACCAGACCUUCGUUAUCAUUUGUAAUCAGUCAAAUAUUUCUCUGUUAGCACAUAUGCCCUUGAACAUCUUCAAAUAAUGCCUUAAACUUUUUUCAGGUCUAAAUUACCUUUAUUUACUUAACAAGUCAUCAAACAUAACUCUACAAGUGAUACAAAUAUGUGCGGUGGCACGGAAACUUGUAUACGCACAAAUUCGCGCUUUUCAGUUUAAACUAGACCUGAGUGACACAACCAACCCAGAAAAACACAAUCUUUUCAACUUUAAAGUUUGUUCGAGUUGUUUAUGGCAAUAAUAAAAAUAUGAACUGUUUCAUGUUUUCAAUACAAGUGAAAUUUAUAAUUGUUCUUCAGUUGUCUCCAUGGAAAGAUUAUUAGGCCACUGUAGAUUUGGUACAUUAAUAGGUUAAUGAUUUAAUGCUAUCAGACUUUAGGUCUGUAAAUUAAAAUGAGCAAUAUCUCAUCCUAAUUUGGUAUCCAGCUUUAAAGGGCAUAUUAGGCAACCCAGUCUCAUGUAAAUUUGUUCAUAUUUUACUAGUUGGCUAUUUUGUAUACUUUCAUACGAGUUCGAUCGUAUGAAUUUUAACCGGAUGUAUAAUGUGGAAGUGCGAGUUUCGCGCACGAGAAGUUAAGGACAUGCUUACUUAUAUUAUGCCCUUACCCAAACCCUUAUCUAAACCUAACCGAUCAGUAGAGUGUGUAAUCAUGAUAGGAAGCUGUUGUGUGUGACAGAAGCAAGUAAUUGUCACUUAUUAGAUGAAAACGAUGUCCAGCGAUGUCACUGGCUGUAGUGAAAGUUGUACGAAUUCAUACGAGUGCAGUCGUACGAUAUCAUACGAAUUAGCCAAGUUUAGAAAAGUCGUAUGAAUCCUUACAAUUUUGCCGUGAGAGUGUGUAGCAUUAAGUUAUCCAGAAAAGAGCAGUGAAUGUUUUUCUCUUUUUCAGUAUUGUUGCUUGAUUAAUAUUCCAAUAUUAUGCAAUCUAAAGGACUGUGGUUAAUUAUAUAAUAAUUAUUAUAUUAGUAGAUACCAUGUGCCCCCUUUGUUUUUCCUUGAUAUUUUUAAAGCAGCAUAAAUUGAAUCUGGACUUUAUAUGCAUCAAACGAUCAUGCGUUAUGCUUGCGCUCUUUAUAUGUACAGCAGGGUUUAACCAUAGCUGCAAAUUAGGACACACUGAUCUGCAAGAUCAUACAUGUUAAUUCGUUUUGAUGCAGGGAUUUUUUGUGUGUUCACUGGGAUUCAAGGAAAUCUGCUCUGCCAAUAUACAGUAUUAUUAAGCUUAGCCUACAUAUUCAAUUGAGGGUGCUCUAACGUUCGCAACCCCGCAGAACUGGGCCUGCAUUUAGCUGGCAGCUGCACUGACAUGAUUACAAAACAACAAGAUACCUUACCUUACUUUAUUAAUUUAAUAUCGAAUAGUAGUGUAUCUUACUAGCUCACCUUUUGCUGCACUACCAUGUUCGUGUAGCACACCCUCAUGCUUUCUGGCAAUGUGAUGAAUUUCAAAAGGAAUCUUUGCUAACUCUCACAGUCUCUACACACUCCCUUUCGAUUUCCUCGUUCUUAACUUUGAUUUAUACUUUGCAUUUAUGUUGGCCAUAAGGUUUUCAGUGUCUCUAAAACAAUGUUUGAACUCCCUCAGGCCUAUUGCUUAUUUUGCAAGUUCCCAAACCAGCAUAUCACGAAGCGCAUUCUGGGUUGAGCGAGUGGCACUGAGCGGCCUGAGCGAGCGAAGCGGAAUCUUCAAAAUGGUGCUCUCCACUCAGGUUGAAUUAUCACCGCUCCGCUCACAUGCUCUGUUUGAUUCAUGUAUGGAUAACCAGUCACAUUAUUGUAUGUUUGAUAUACCUUAAAUGUAUCAUCUACAGCAUUGACCUAUUUGUUUAAUCAACUAUGUUUUUUAAUCACUUUUGUAAGUGCAGUGUUUUUAUAUCACUUUGAAAUGUUCUGCUAGAGUUUAGUCUUGAUUGAAAAUACAAAUUUCAGUUUUUGUAAAUGGA